Molecule: messenger RNA, 1592 nt
Organism: Girardinichthys multiradiatus
Lineage: Eukaryota; Metazoa; Chordata; Actinopteri; Cyprinodontiformes; Goodeidae
Gene: p2rx4b
Product: purinergic receptor P2X, ligand-gated ion channel, 4b
Exons: 13
Coding region: 216-1481 (421 amino acids)
Biological process (GO): monoatomic cation transmembrane transport; response to ATP
Cellular component (GO): nuclear inner membrane; plasma membrane
Molecular function (GO): ATP binding; purinergic nucleotide receptor activity; extracellularly ATP-gated monoatomic cation channel activity
Source: RefSeq, a predicted model, not a curated record
AUUGUGUGUUGCUGGUUCCUUGUUUGUUUUCGUCACCCCUCGUUCCCGACCAUGAUUAUGCUUUGUUUUGCUUUACCUUGGAAAUCUUAUGCUACGCUUUGCCUUGGAGUACCUGCAGUGAUUUUUGUAAGUUUUUUUUGUAUUUGGACUACGGUUUGUUCCUGCAGUGUUUUUGCUACGUUUUGACUCCAUAAAUAAACCUAUGAAUUAUAAAGAUGAUCCUGCUGAGCUCUUGUCUGCACUUUGGUCCGAUCCAAAACCACAACGUGACACCUACUAAAAUAUCAGCGAUGAGCAAGUCAACAGGCAGCUGCCAGGGCUUUCUACAUUAUGCGUUUGACUAUGAAACACCAAAAACGCUGGUUAUUCCCAGCAUACGUGUUGGAUUUGUCUUCAGGUUCAUCCAGUUCUUGGUGGCACUGUAUGUGGUGGGGUAUGUGUGUGUGGUGCAGAAAGCUUACCAGGAGAAAGACUCUGUCAUCAGUACUGUUACAACAAAAGUGAAGGGCUUUGCCUUUACCAACAUAUCUGAUAUGGAGCUGCGUUUUUGGGAUGUGGCAGAUUACAUUAUCCCCUCACAGGGAGAUAAAACAUUCUUCGUGUUGACGAACUUGGUAAUGACCCCCGGACAAACCCAGUCACGCUGUGCUGAGCUUCCAAACCCUUCAACUACCUGUGUGGAUGACUGUGACUGCAUUGAGGGAUAUAAUGAUCCUCUUGGCAAUGGUAUACGUACAGGACUGUGUGAAAAUUAUUCCUCCACUGUCAAGACCUGUGAAGUUCUCUCAUGGUGCCCCCUUGAAUUAGACACCAAACUUCCCAAGCGUGCACUCCUGGCUGCAGCUGAAAACUUCACUGUGUUGAUCAAAAAUAGCAUUACGUACCCAAAGUUCAACAUUCACAAAGAAAACAUACUGCCUCAUAUUAACUCCUCAUAUCUGAAUACAUGCGAGUUCAGUCAUAAAACAGACCCCGACUGUCCCAUAUUCCGCCUCAGGUACAUUGUUUCAGAGGCUGGAGAGGACUUCCAAGACAUGGCUGUAAAGGGGGGUGUCCUUGGUAUUCUUAUCGACUGGAGCUGUGACCUGGACUGGUGGGCUGGGAAGUGUCAUCCCAAAUACACCUUCCGCAGGCUGGACAACACACACCUAUUCAAUAAUGUGGCCCCAGAGUACAACUUCAGGUUUGCAAAAUACUACAAGACGCCAAAGGGAGAGGAACAAAGAACAUUAUUCAAAGCGUACGGGAUCCGUUUUGACGUCAUUGUAUUUGGAACUGGAGGAAAAUUUGGAAUUGUACCAACCAUAGUAAACGUGGGUGCAGCUUUGUCCUUUAUGAGUUUGGUGCCCAUGGUUGCAGACUGGUUCAUAUUGACCUGCAUGAAAAAAAGAGACCUUUACAGCAGACAGAAAGUAACAUAUCUGGUUGAGGAACCUGAAAAAGAAUCGACAUCAAUGAGCACAACGUAUGGAACCCAGUAGCAGACUGGAGUGAACAUGACCACACAUUUUCUGAAAAUAAUUUCAAUCUAGCUCUAAAAAUGUCAGACUGUUGGGUUUAAAUCCUUCAAUAAAACUGUUCUUGUGUGUAAA